AGGUUGCCGGGGAGACGGCCGGUGCCCCGGCUCUCGACCCGCCGCCUGACGCAAUCCGAGGCGCCCUUGCUGCAUGCCAGGCUGGGGAAACCUCCCUCGCCGUUGCAUCACUCCUGACAGGGCUGCUGCAGAGAAGGAGCCGAGCCAAUCAGCGGGCGCGAUGGGGCGGGGGCCGGCCGCCCAGUAACCCACUCGCAGGGCGGAGCGGUUAAGCGGCCAGCAACAUCCACAGGUCAUUGGCCCCAAAUGGGGUGGCCCCGCCCCAAUCACCGCGGCAGCUGGCGGCGGAGGGCGGUGCCUGCCCACCGGAGGGUUUAAAAAGGGCCUUGGCCGGGGCUGCGCAGCUGGAGCGACUCAGCGGUGCCAGGCCAGGUGUGCGCGUCCGUCGGUCCUUCCGUGCCCGCGCCGGAGACCUGCCCGGAGGACGCCCGGGCCCGUCCCUGUGCCCGGCACCAUGAAGCAGGCAUCCGCAGCCCAGGACACCUCGCCCGCCUCGCCGCCCGCCUCCCCGCCCGCGCAGCCCCCGCGGGACGAUGGCGAGCCCCGGGCGCUGUGGAUUUUCGGGUACGGCUCCCUGGUGUGGAGGCCCGACUUCGCCUAUAGCGACAGCCGCGUGGGCUUCGUGCGCGGCUACAGCCGCCGGUUCUGGCAGGGAGACACCUUCCAUCGGGGCAGCGACAAGAUGCCUGGCCGAGUGGUGACCCUUCUCGAAGACCAUGAGGGCUGCACUUGGGGCGUGGCAUACCAGGUACGAGAUGAACAGGUGAGCGAGGCUCUGAAGUAUCUGCACGUGCGGGAAGCAGAGCUCGGUGGCUAUGAUACCAAGGAGGUCACCUUCUACCCCCAAGAUAACCCUGACCAACCACUCAAGGCAUUGGCCUAUGUGGCCACCCCACAGAACCCUGGGUACUUGGGCCCUGCACCGGAGGAGGCCAUUGCUACACAGAUCCUGGCCUGCCAGGGCUUCUCCGGCCACAACCUUGAGUACUUGCUGCGCCUGGCAGACUUCAUGCAGCUCUGUGGGCCCCAGGCACGGGACGAGCACCUGGCAGCCAUCGUGGACGCUGUGGGCACCAUGCUGCCCUGCUUCUGCCCCACCAAGCAGGCGCUGGGACUGGCGUGAGGGGCUGAGCCCUGCAGGGAGUGCCCACAUGGACCUGGGGGCCAGGUGCCCACGCCUGUGCACACAGACAGACUUGGUACAGCUGGAGCCCACUCAGGGGACUCAGUGGGCAGCGAGGGCUCCUCUCCCUGAGCCCCUGCCUGUCCGUCGGUCUCCAGCUCUCUCCCGCCUGACAUUGACUUACCACUUGAAACUAUUUAUUGCACCAUGUUGGUGUGAUGGGCAGAGUGGGGGGCCUGCCCUGGACACAUGGGCCCUGCUGAGCGGUGUCCCGUCCCUGAUUCCCCUCCGUGCUGCUGCUAACCCCACACCACCCAGCCCUCCCCCUCCCCCUCUAACUCCCUAACCCCCAAACCAUUCCCUGGCCCCAGAAAUACCGCCUGCUGGUAAGGGCCAGCAGGGAGUGAGGGGAUGGGGCCCUGAAGGAACUGAGGCCCCUUUCAGCCUUGUUCAUCCCCCAGGUCCCCAGGGCAAAGCUAGAUCUGGAGCCCAGGCAUAGCUGCUGGAGCUGGGCCUGGAUCUCUCACCCGCUAGGCUUUGUUCUCCUGUCCUGUAUGUCUGUCUGUGCAGUCCUAUCUGUCUCUCGUUUAUUCCUGGGAAAUUGAUCACUAGGCCUCGGUGCCAUCCCAUCUGUCCCUUACUAUUACCAUAAACUGCUGUCUUAUUAC
Myotis daubentonii (Daubenton's bat) is the source of this 1791-nucleotide messenger RNA. It is a transcript of the gene CHAC1, whose product is annotated as ChaC glutathione specific gamma-glutamylcyclotransferase 1. Lineage: Eukaryota; Metazoa; Chordata; Mammalia; Chiroptera; Vespertilionidae. Gene Ontology annotation, molecular function: glutathione specific gamma-glutamylcyclotransferase activity. Gene Ontology annotation, cellular component: cytoplasm. The record is from RefSeq and is a predicted model, not a curated record. Gene Ontology annotation, biological process: glutathione catabolic process.